UCUUGUUGUGAUAUCUGGGUGCAGUUCUUCAUGAGGCAGCAGGAUGUCGAGCUGAUGUCAGAGCGCAUCGAUAAGUUCCCAGCGUGUUGUUGCUUCGUCAUUCUGUUUGAAUGAAGUUCAGACCGAGAACUAGCCAACUCUUCAUUCGCGCCCCGGUGGACUGAAUCAGGAAAAAACAAAGAGUUGAGGGAUCAAAGGGUUGCCAAAUAUGCCGGUGUUUACAGUAAAUGUGAAAUGGGGCAAAGAGAAGUUUGAUGCAGUCGAGCUGAACACUGAGGAGCCACCCAUGGUGUUCAAGGCUCAACUCUUCGCCCUGACAGGAGUUCAGCCUGACAGACAGAAGGUCAUGGUGAAGGGAGGCACUCUGAAGGAUGAUGAGUGGGGCAACAUCAAACUGAAAAAUGGAAUGACUCUGCUGAUGGUGGGCUCAGCUGAUGCCCUGCCUGAGGAACCUGCCGUCCGGCCAAUGUUUGUAGAGGACAUGACUGAGGAGCAGCUGGCCUCAGCGAUGGAGCUGCCAUGUGGGCUGACAAACUUGGGCAACACCUGUUACAUGAACGCCACAGUGCAGUGUCUGCGCUCUGUGCCUGAGCUCAAAACUGCACUCAGAAAGUAUUCAGGUGCUCUGAGAUCAUCCGGGGCAAAUGCACCAUCACAGUACAUCACAGCAGCCCUUCGUGACUUGUAUGAGACCAUGGAGAAGACCUCAUCCAGCCUCCCGCCCAUCAUUCUGCUGCAGUUCCUCCACAUGGCCUUUCCACAGUUUGCAGAGAAAGGAGACCAGGGACAGUACCUCCAGCAGGAUGCCAAUGAGUGCUGGCUGCAGAUGAUGAGAGUACUCCAGCAGAAGUUGGAGCCUGUCGAGCCAGAGACUUCCAUGGAGACCGACUCAGAGAGUGGAGCAGCCUCUGCCUCUUCAAAGAAGAACUUCAUCGACCAGUAUUUUGGGGUAGAAUUUGAAACCUCCAUGAAAUGUACAGAGUCUGAGGAGGAAGAGCCAAUUAAGGGCAAGGAGAGUCAACUCCAGCUCAGUUGCUUCAUCAACCAAGAAGUCAAAUACCUUGCAACAGGACUGAGGCUGAGACUGCAGGAAGAAAUCACAAAAAUGUCAACAACUUUGGAAAGAAAUGCCCUGUAUAUAAAAUCUUCAAAACUCAGCCGUCUGCCUGCCUACUUAACCGUUCAAAUGGUUCGAUUUUUCUACAAAGAGAAGGAGUCUGUCAACGCAAAAGUCCUCAAGGAUGUCAAGUUCCCACUCAUGCUGGAUGUCUAUGAGCUGUGCACCACAGAGAUCCAGGAGAAAAUGCUGGCAAUCAGGUCAAAGUUCAAGGAGGUUGAGGACAAGAAGCUAGAGAAGCAGCAGCAAAAGGUGGUGAAGAAGCCGGACGCAGCAAAAGAAGUGAAAUAUGAGCCUUUCUCAUUCUCUGACGACUUUGGUUCCAACAACAGCGGCUACUACGACCUGCAGGCUGUGCUGACACACCAAGGCCGCUCCAGCUCAUCAGGUCACUACGUUGGAUGGGUGAAGAGGAAAGAAGAUGAGUGGGUCAAGUUUGAUGAUGACAAGGUGAGUGUGGUGUCUCCAGAGGAUAUCCUGCGACUGUCCGGAGGCGGAGACUGGCAUAUAGCGUACGUUCUACUGUACGGACCCCGGAGACUGGAAAUACUUGAAGAGGAGGAUCAGUAGCUGUGGAAGAAUUUCCUAGAAGACAAAAACAUCAAACACGUACAAAUUGCCAUUUCCAAGCACUGUCUGUAUAGAUGUGCAAUAAAACUGGUGUCUUUAAAGAUUUGAUGACCUUAAUUUUUUUUUGUUUUCUUUUUGUAACCAACACGGAUGCUUGUAAAACAAAUUCUGUCAAAUGGUGUUAAAUAUUCUACCACAGUGGGCUUUAAAAAUGGAGAUAUGACGGGAGGCAAUCUCUGGACUGGAUCCUCGAGAGAGGUUUUUAAGUCUAGCUCUGCAGUUUCAUUAAAUGUUUUAUACACAUUGUAUAUUUUUUAAAGCCUUUGAUAAGGUGCUCAUAUCAUUAAAGCAAAAUAUUUCUCUUUAGUCAUUUAACCAACUUGUAUAAAAAAUGCCUAGCCAAGCUGUUGUCCUUGACAUUCUGGCUUGUGUCCUCUCAGAUGUAUAACGGAGAUUCUCACUCUACACUGUAAAGACUCGCCCUUAUUCACCUGUUGGCCCUUUGGGAGGUUUGGGUUCAAUCUCAGGUCUUUUCUUAAGUGCUUAGCUCACGUCAUCUCCUGGAAUUGUUCUCAAAUGGGGUUUCUUUCUGCCAAAUCUUCACUAAUGCUUUUUGGGGGGGAAGUGUGCAGGGAACUCUUUCAGAAUAGGUUGCACUUGUGGUGAACUGUGUGCAGUUAAAUAAAGACUUGAGAUUCAACUGUGAUGAUGGUUUACUCGACAAGCCUUGAGCAAUGUUCUGCCGACACUGAUUCAGACUUUUGACAUCUGUAAGUUUAAAAUGCUAUGCUUCAUUUUGUUUCUCCUCGCAGGUCUCCUGAUCACCCUGCCACCAUGUGUAAGAUCUAACAUCACCACUCUGUAAUAAGUUAUUGUCUGAUUGCUUUUCAUAGGUGGUGAAAAUAAACUGUUAUACCAAAA
Molecule: messenger RNA, 2608 nt
Organism: Notolabrus celidotus (New Zealand spotty)
Lineage: Eukaryota; Metazoa; Chordata; Actinopteri; Labriformes; Labridae
Gene: usp14
Product: ubiquitin specific peptidase 14 (tRNA-guanine transglycosylase)
Exons: 16
Coding region: 209-1687 (492 amino acids)
Biological process (GO): regulation of proteasomal protein catabolic process; protein deubiquitination; proteasome-mediated ubiquitin-dependent protein catabolic process
Molecular function (GO): proteasome binding; cysteine-type deubiquitinase activity; protein binding
Source: RefSeq, a predicted model, not a curated record